UUCGACUUUCAAUAACGCCUUUGUGCAAACAUCGCGAGGAAUAAUUGCGAUUACGUCUCCUCCAGAAUGCCGCUAUGCCAGUCGUGUGCCAGCUUCGACCUAUACAGCCUCUGGCGAAGACCAUCGGGAUCCGUCUGCCUCCGAUUGAGUGACCUGCUGAACGCACGCAGCCAUUGCGAUUUCUGCUCGCUAUUAUGUGACCACUUCGCGUCCCAGAUUGCCAGCCUGACGCAGAACUCUCAGUGUCGAAUCUGGCUGUCACUUCGCAAUACUGCAGACUCGAUGGGCGAUGGAUCGAGGUAUGAGUUUAGUCGUCUUACGGCAACAUUCACAAAGGAGGAAUUUGGGGGUUAUCCGGUGCAGUUGUGCCUCGUUGCAAGUCAAGGUAGUCCCGCUGCGAAGAGUGGUCACUUUGUCGGCCGGUAUUUAGGCAGCGAUCCCAAGUCUCCCCAUCACUUCGCAGCUAUUAGGACAUGGUUAGAUGGUUGUCUCAAUCAUCCUGCGUGUGAGAUUCAUCUUUCGGGAUCAAGAUCUAUUGAUCCCAGAAACUCGCCAUUGCCAACACGAUGCGUGGAGCUCAUUGAAGGCAGGACUUUUCAGUUAUCCGAGACCGGCAACAAAGUUGGCUCCUAUAUCACCCUAACCCAUCGCUGGAACGAGGAGACGCCAGCUGCGAGUACCACUAUGUCCAAUUUGGAAGAAAGACGCAUUGGACGGGGCUGGGAGACGCUCACCAAAACCUUCCUCGAUACCAUCGAGGUCGCCCGGCGGAUGCGCAUCCAAUACGUCUGGAUCGACUCCAUCUGCAUCGUUCAGAGUGGUGAUGAUCAGAAGGACUGGAAUUUAGAAGCCUCUAAGAUGGCCGUGUACUACCGGAACUCGUUGAUGACUGUCGCUGCGGUUGAUGCUUCCAAAGAAGAUGGCUUUCUGUUAGCCCGAGCAAAGGACGCGAUGUUCAAACGCCUGGUACGUCUGCCAUACUUUGAUGUGGCUAGCGUGCCAAAGGGACACAUAUUCGUGUAUAUACCUGAGUUUGAUGCUAGCAAAAGCCAUUAUGAUACUUACAAUCGAGGUCUUCUCACCCGAGGUUGGGUGUUUCAAGAGUGGCUCCUCAGUCGACGCAUUCUAUAUUUCGCCAAAAACCAACUAGUUUUUGAGUGCCAGAGCCGUCGGCCAAAAAACGAGAAUAACGAGGUGCUAUUCGCCGAGGAGUCUUCAGGCUUCAGCACGUACCAGUCGGUCUUGAAAAUGAAAUAUGCUAUCAGAGAGGAAAGCCAGAAAGGUGUUGUCCCCGAUAGGUUUUCGACUUGGUACACCAUUGUCGAGAAGUACUCCCAGCAGACACUCACGUUCCCAGAGAAGGACUACGUGGUGGCGAUUUCUGGACUCGCUCAGGAAUUUCGGAACACGCUGGCCUCAGCCAACGAAAGAGUCUCAGCUAAUGUGUCACUGGAAUAUGUGUCGGGGUUAUGGCUUGAGGAUAUCCAUUAUGGUCUGCUCUGGCACCUGAAAGAUCGAGUAGCUGCGGAAGACGCCAAAGCUCAAGUUUCUACUGCGUCGUCGUGGUCCUGGUGUUCACUCUUACUCCCUAUAUUCUGGCUGCCUAGGCGAGCCCGCACAAGAAACGAAAUGCAAGUAAUCGGCCUCAAAACAACCGAAGGACACAUGCUGUCCGUAGAUGGGAACUCGCCCGUACGUGGAGUACAAUACUUACGGGAGCUUGCACCGCAGCAAGAUAAUUCAGGAGAGAGCGACACCGAGGAUAUGGGGUGGUCUAGGCUGGCGCCAGGGUCAUUGCUGGUUAGAGGGCGUCUAACUCCUGUUUACAUCGGGACAAAUCUUUCCACAAAGGAUCUUCGACUCGUAGCGAAUGUGCCAGGACACAGCUUCCACACCGUGCCCGCUGACUCGUCAAAAGCUUGGCGAAUCGUCGUUUCGCCGCAGGAGACUGGAAUCAUUGCAGGAUAUGGCUCGUUCGAGAGACCGCAAAUUCAGAAACAGCUCUGCCGUUAUGAGACGACUGUGGUUUUAGCUCUCCAUAUCUCAUCGACUGAUGGCGUUGGUCUUGUCACGGCGGUUCUGGCUCGAGUCCUUGGUUUGGAAAUUCCUGUCGUAUAUAAUGUUCUUUUUCUUGAGCCUCAGGGUAGAGGCAAGUAUUCGAGACUAGGAGUCGGUUCUAUCUUUGAUACUAGACUGCAAGGUAUCCUGAAGGCGGCAGGGGAAGAGGUAAUUGAGUUGGUAUGAUAUAUAAAGAAGAAUGGUAUUCGGAUUUUGUGUUCAGAAGUCAGAUCCAACGUCUCUCGACUAUAGUCCAAUAAGUACUCUACAAAUAUAUAUACUUCUAAAC
Molecule: messenger RNA, 2347 nt
Organism: Hyaloscypha bicolor E
Lineage: Eukaryota; Fungi; Ascomycota; Leotiomycetes; Helotiales; Hyaloscyphaceae
Product: HET-domain-containing protein
Exons: 2
Coding region: 67-2244 (725 amino acids)
Source: RefSeq, a predicted model, not a curated record